Molecule: messenger RNA, 4171 nt
Organism: Caenorhabditis angaria
Lineage: Eukaryota; Metazoa; Nematoda; Chromadorea; Rhabditida; Rhabditidae
Source: the annotation of a GenBank genome assembly
AUGUUUCUCCUAAUCCUUCUAACUCUUCCAAUCAUCGCCGACUUCAAACGUCUCCCACAAAUCUACUGGAAUUCCACAAAUCCUUUGUAAGUCCUCAAAUCAGCCGCUUUCAAAUAUUGAUUGACUCAAAAGAGGUUCCCGACACAAAAAUAAAUACACAUGUUCCAAUAAAUACAUGUGUCUGUAUAAUUUACUAGGUGGUCCUGGUCCCUUGAACAAAUAAGCUUAAACCGAUAUAGUGCUUCUUCUUUGAUAUAUUAUAUUUUUCAUAAUCCGCCUUGGGAAAGAAAGCAUAUUUUCAAGGUCUUCUUCUAUUUUCUGAAAGAAAGAAAGCGGAUUAUCUUUAUACACAGUUGUAUAUUUAGCAAGUUUUGAUAGUUUUAUUAUAGGAAGUUGUAAAAGCGUAGGGUACAUACAAUAUCUAUUAAAAAAAUAAAAAUGUUGGGCGGCGUGUUGGGUCGAACCCUGACUUGUGGGGUCGAACCCUGACUUGUGGGAUCGAACUCUGAUUUGUGGGGUCAAACCCUGAGUUAAAAACGUUAAAACUUUUUUUUUAAUCACUGCAUUAGGAAUCUCUCCCGGCUGUCAUUAUUUGUUUAUCCGAUAAACAAGUGUAUUUUUUGUGGGAUGCUGCAGAUGUUCACGAUCCCCCCUGAUUUAAUCUGACCAUAUGUGAUGACCUCGGACCCCGAGAGAAGCUCCUUAUUAAAAAUUUGGGCUCACAAUAUUUUUCAUAUGUUAUAACAAAUGAUCUUGUGAGAUAAAAGAGAGAAAGGCGAAUCUUGUCAUCAUGACAUGUUAUAUGUUGUAAUAUGUGGUCGUGUACUACUCGACUGAUUUAUGAGAGAGGACCACAGGUGUCCCGAGAAAUAUUGGUGUUUUGAAAUUCGAAUACUCUCAUUUUGUUUCGCAAAAAUAAACAAUAAUGUAUAUAAAAUAACAUAAAAAGUUCGAAUUUCAUUUAUAAUAUUUGUCCAAAAAGAGUAACUUCCAAGUGCGUAAAAGUGCCCCCCUAAUAAUUAGUAAGCACUUGAAUGUAACCACUGUAAGUAUACAAAUAUCUAUCUAAGAACAUCAAUAUUUAUCCCCUUCGUGUCACAUUUCACUAUAUUUGUUUUGUCUCUUCUGUUUUUUACAAUCACGAAGGACUAGACCUAGGCUAAUCAAGUGUUUUGAACAAGUGGGGGAAGAGAAUUUCCAUAAUUAACUCGUUUUGGUUUGGUUUAUUAAGUGACAUUUGUGCAGACAAUUGCUUGGACAAAUUAAAUUUUUCGAGAGAGAGCACACACAACUUCCGAUUUACAUAUGUCCACAACAUUUAGGAACGGACGGGGAUAUUUGAUAUUUUGUUACAUCACAUGAAAUGGAAUAUCGGGUUUUGAAAAUGAAAAUUUUGAAAAAUUUAAAAAUUCAUAAAUGUCUUGUGGCUAAAACCCUCUUUAAGCAGCAUGGGAACUCGACGUUUAAAUAUUAAAAAUUUCUGAAUUUCUGAUUCUGUAGAAGCUCAAGGCUGAUUAGGCUUCCGCCCGGAAAUGUCCUUCAAUCGAUUCAUAUCUACAUACCUAGACUAAUCCGAUACGACUCGAACCCAUUGUUAUUAUAAUUUUGUAAUCUAAUCGACCUCGCCCCAAGAUACUUCCGUUCGUUCCGCACCUUAUUCACAAAUGUAUGUAUGUAUGUACAUAACUAAUCACAAAACCCUCUUCUCUUUCAAAUAGUCAAUUAACAUACAAAUGGCGGGAGGUAGUCCUUUGAUCGUUGCGGGACCAAAAAGUAAUCCGGCCAGCUAGGUGAACAUGGGUCAAUUGGGAUUUAUGUAGAUUUUUUUGCAUAUGAUACAACCUUGAGAAGGAAGGGUUAAGGGGAUUUUUAACGUUUUACCGUUACCGUAAGUUCAAGGGUUUAUGUUUUUUGAACCUUAAUACUCAUUUAACGUUUAACGGCUUUUAGGCUUUCUACCGUAAAAUUCAUUUUAAGGGGUUUACGGGCCCAAAACUUUAACACAAAUUUUAACGUUUUACCGUUUCUGGGGCUUUUUACCGUGAAAUCCACAUCGUUAAUUAAUUUUACACAGAAUUUUUAAAUAAAUCUUAACAAAUGUUUUCAAUGAGUAAAAUAUUCACGACACCGCGCUUAAAAAUCUCCCAGAUCUAGUCAAUUUGUUUCAAGUGGCGGGCGGUAGGCCCGCUUUGAAAAUCGACUCUUGUACACCUGCUGCAGCUGCACUACGUCGAAUUAUGCAAUAUAAUCUGUCUUUCCUGACUUAUCCCAACUAUUUCUCUUUUUUGUAUUAUUCUAUUGACAGGGAAAAACGUAAUAAGAAAGAUAGGCGAGGCGAGAAAAAUAUAAUUACUAUAUAAGGAAGAAAUACACUGUGAUACCCAUCAAUUACCAAAUAUUUUCCACCUCACUGAGUAAAUGAUCUGAACCCACCAAACAAACAGCUGACUGUUAUGUAAUAGAAAAUCAGUUUGAUCAGGGGUCGUGUUGGGUCAUUUUAAAGGAACAACUUUUUGGGUCAAUUUCGAUUUUGAAACAAUAGUCGUUUCAAGACCCAUUACAUAUUUAUGCGAUUCAUUUUUGCAGAGUUGAACGAUAUGCGGCAAUUGGUGAUACAUUGGACAUAAUUUGUCCAUAUUUUGAAAUUUCCGAAAAACACAAUGAGCAAUCAAUUAUUUAUCGAGUCAGUGAAGAGGAAUAUGAGAAUUGUGAGCGGAAAUCGACGGCGAAAGAGCUCGGUAGAUGCACACAGCCUUAUGAGCAUGAGAAGUUGAAGGUGGCGUUUCGAUUGAUUAGUCCGAAUCCGAGUGGAUUGGAUUAUCGACCGGGAAAUACUUAUUAUUUUAUUUGUGAGUUUUUUUUUUUGGGUUGAAAUGACUGGAGAGUAUAAUAAUUUUCAAGAUAAUUGUUGAAUUUUGCAAAUAAAUUUUUUAUUUUUGAAAUUUUAAAGAUUUGAAAGUUUGCUACGUGAAUUUAUUUGGCUCAAAAAGAUUUCGGAAAAUUUUGAAGAUUUCGGAAAAAAUUAGCCACGUGGAUUUAUUUGGCUCAAAUUUUUAAAAGUUUAAAAUUUGCCACGUGAAUUUUUUCCGCUGAUAUCAAAAGAUUUUGGAAAAAAUUCGCACGUGGAUUUAUUUCUGAAAAAUUUUGCCACGUGGAUUUUGGGCCCAACUUUUAAAGAUUUGAAAAAUUUAAAAAUUUGCCACGUGGAUUUAUUUCGGAAAAAAAUCCACGUGAAUUUAUUUCGCCGAAAUCAAAUGAUUUAGGAAAAAAUUGCCACGUGGAUUUUUUGGGGCCAAAUUUUGAAAACUGUGCAAAAUUGCCACGUGGAAUUAUUUCGCUGAUAUCGAAAAAUUUUAGAAAAAAUUUGCCACGUGGAUUCAUUUCUGCAAAAUUUUGGCCAAAAUUUUAAAGAUUUGAAAAAUUUUCCACGUGGAUUUAUUUCGCCAAAAUCAAGCUUGAUUUUGGUCAAGAUUUCGGUAAAAAUUUGCCACGUGGAUUUAUUUCUGAAAAAUCUUGCCACGUGGAAUUUUUUAGCCCAAAUUUUAAAGAUUUCAAAAAACUUAAUAAAAAAUGCCACGUGGAUUUUUGGCCCAAACUUUAAAGAUUUGAAAAAUUUAAAAAUUUGGCACGUGGAUUUUUUUAAAAUAUUUUUUUCAAAACAUCUAAAUCCAUAAUUUUUCCAGCAACUUCUACUGGAAGCUCAGAUGGUCUGAACAAUGAAUUGGGUGGACUUUGCGCAAGUCACAGCCUAAAAAUGGUCAUCCACAUCACCGAUAGAAAUGGCGAUAUUCAUCAUCAUCAUCGACAUCAUCAUUUGAAAAAGCUACCAACUUCAACUGAAAAAGUGACAACUUCUACGGUCACAUCGAGAGAAGAGAGAGAGCCCAAGAAUCUAGACACAGAGAAGCUAUGGGAUAAUUUUGUCGAGAAAAUCGGGCCGAUCGAAGAAACCUGGUCGUCGGAGAUUCCAACUCCAGUUCGCGGAGAACGCCUGAAUCUCUACGCUGGCAAUAAGAAAGAUGAAUAUGAACAGAUUCAGCUACAGGAGGGCAACGAGAUUAUUGAAUUUCAGAUCCAUGAGAUCGGAGAUCCCGAUUUCUUAUAUAGUUCUACCCGCAGACAUAUUUUAUUUGCCCCCAUUUUCAUUGCAAUUAUUUUCUAUUUACUAUAA